This is a messenger RNA of Corylus avellana, 2419 nucleotides long. Its product is annotated as Pentatricopeptide repeat (PPR) superfamily protein. The record is from RefSeq and is a predicted model, not a curated record. Gene Ontology annotation, molecular function: protein binding; mRNA binding. Lineage: Eukaryota; Viridiplantae; Streptophyta; Magnoliopsida; Fagales; Betulaceae.
UGUCUGGCCCCAACCAUUUUUCAGAAGAAUCAAGAUUGAAAGAAACAUCAUCAACUGAAAUCCAGUGUAUGUUGAUCCCUCUUCCUCUUUUCUGUUCUGUUCUUGAUUCUUGAUACUCUCUCUCUCUCUCUCUAAAUUUGUUUUUGCUGUAAAAGAUUCUCUGGCCCCUGGUUAUUUUUUCAUACUGUAAAGAUCGAUUGUUAUAUCUAUAAGGGCCAACCCAGAAUUUCGAUUAUCGUUCCCUAUGCGUAGAGUAGAAAUUCAAAACCUUGCAUUAGAAAAGCAAAAUCUCAACUUCUGAAACUACAAUUGAUUCUUUGCCAUGGCAACCCUGCUGAAUUCAGUGUCCCCUAUUGGGAACCAAUCGCUAGAAACUACAAGAAAGGGUUGUGGGUUCUUCUCUCAAAUCCCAAAUCUCCACACAUUUUCGCUCAACAAGGGCUUUUCUAGAGUUUUGGCAUCUACCCAGAUCACCAUUUCUCCAAAAGACACUGUUGUUACUCUGCCCAACUGGAGGUCUGGGAAGAGCGACGUGAGAAGUAGGGAACUUAGACUCAAUGAUGCAUUUCUUCAUUUGGAGUAUUUGGUAGGGAAGGGCCAAAAGCCUGAUGUAGCUCAAGCAACUCAGCUCUUGUAUGAUCUGUGCAAGGCAAAUAAGAUGAGAAAGUCGAUUAGAGUGAUGGAGAUGAUGAUUUGCUCUGGUAUUAUACCUGAUGCAGCUUCCUACACCUACUUGGUGAAUUAUCUUUGUAGAAGAGGGAAUGUUGGGUAUGCAAUGCAAUUGGUGGAAAAAAUGGAGGAACAUGGAACAUGGCUUCCAACCAAUACUGUUACUUAUAAUUCGCUCGUUAGAGGACUUUGUAUGCAUGGUAACUUAAACCAGAGCUUGCAGCUUCUGGAUAGAUUGAUGCAGAAGGGUCUGAUCCCAAAUGCAUUCACUUACUCCUUCUUGCUUGAAGCUGCUUAUAAGGAGAAAGGAGUAAAUGAAGCCAUGAAGCUGUUGGAUGAGAUAAUUGCCAAGGGUGGGAAGCCUAAUUUGGUUUGUUACAACAUUUUGUUAACUGGGUUGUGCAAGGAAGGUAGGAUCGAAGAGGGCAUUCGGCUCUUCAGGGAUUUCCCUUCCAAGGGGUUCAUUGCAAAUGUUGUGAGUUAUAACAUUUUGUUGAGGAGUUUGUGCUAUGAGGGGCAGUGGGAGGAAGCAAAUGAGCUUCUGGCUGAGAUGGAUGGUGAGGAUCGCUCGCCCUCAAUCGUUACUUACAACAUAUUGAUUGGUUCACUUGCUCUGCACGGCAGAACUGAACAUGCUCUUGAGGUAUUAGAAGAAAUGAUGAGGAGACGGUUCAAGCCUACUGCUGCAAGCUACAACCCAAUAAUUGCUCGUCUCUGCACUGAGGGGAAGGUAGAUCUUGUGGUUAAGUGUUUAGACCAAAUGAUUUGUCGUCAUUGUACUCCCAAUGAAGGAACUUACAAUGCGAUUGCUGUGCUCUGUGAGGAGGGGAUGGUGCAAGAGGCUUUUUCUAUAAUUCAAAGCUUGGGUAAUAAGCAAAACUCCUCUAUGCAUGAUUUCUACAGAAGUGUGAUUACAGGCCUGUGCAGAAAAGGGAAUACAUUUCCAGCAUUUCAGCUUUUAUAUGAGAUCACAAAGCAUGGAUUUACGCCAGAUUCCUACACCUAUUCAUCGUUAAUCAGAGGAUUGUGUAUGGAAGGAAUGCUAGAUGAGGCUAUGGAGAUAUUCUGGGUAAUGGAAGAAAAUAACUACAGGCCUGAUACUGACAAUUUCAAUGCACUUAUACUUGGAUUUUGCAAAUCUCAAAGAACAGAUUUGUCCUUUGAGGUAUUUGAGAUGAUGAUUGAGAAAGGGUAUAUGCCUAAUGAAACAACUUACACCAUUAUUGUGGAAGGGAUUGCCCACGAAAAAGAAAAUCAGCUGGCAGCUAAAGUUUUGAAAGAGUUGCAUCUUAGGCAGGUUGUGAGUCAGAGUACAGUGGAAAGACUUGUUAUGCAGUAUGACCUUGAGGGUCUCCCAGUAUAGAUAACAUGAGAAUACCAAGAGUAUAGAAUGAAGCAAACAUGACCAUGGGUUUUGUAGGUGAAAGAUUUGUUUAUUCAGUUUGAUAGCUAUGUACAAUCAUGGAUUUUGUAGAUUGGUCAAUGAAAGAAAGCCUCUUUUAGAAGAUGAUAUUGUAUGCUACUGUUUAGAAGUGAACAAGUUCACGCAGGAGGAUCUCAGCACUGUGGUAACCCUUUAUUUGCUUCAAGGUCUAUAUUUAUUUGUAAAUCGGAGCCAGUUAAUUUUGUAAACACUUUUACUUUGAGUUCACAUAGCAACUUUAGUCUAACAGCUGAUAUGUAAUUUAGCUGGUCACACCUUACCUAAUGCAGACCAAUUUUUUGGUGCCUUUAUUUUAUUUUAUUUCAA